AUGGGGAGGCUUGCACCAUUGUCAGAAGAGCCCAAUAUCAACGAAGAAGAAGAGGCCACAAACCGAUCAAGCAAAGGCAUUCUGCGCAGCACUCAGACAUGGAGGAACUGGAUCAAAACCCACCUCUCCUCCCUUGCGCUCUUCAACAAGAGGUCUGAUUUCAAGGUUCUUCUCAGUGUUCUUGGUUGCCCUCUUUUCCCUGUCUCUGCUCACCCCAAACUGCCCCUCAAUGAGGUAUCCUCUACCGCACAGUACAUAAUACAACACUUCACAGCUGCCACUGGUUGCCGCAAGCUGGAAGGCAAAGUCAAGAACAUUUUUGCAACCGGGAAAGUGAUCAUGGCAAUGGUGGAUGAACCCGGCCCUGGCGGCGCCUCAGCUUCGGGCACCGCCACACUUUCGGAAAAAGGGUGCUUUGUAAUGUGGCAGAUGGUUCCUAAUAAGUGGCUGAUUGAGCUAGUUCUGGGUGGUCACAAGGUAGCAGCUGGUAGCGACGGCAAUGUCGCUUGGCGCCACACGCCGUGGCUAGGCGUGCACGCUGCCAAAGGCGGUGUUCGUCCUCUCCGGCGAGCUCUCCAGGGACUAGAUCCAAUGGCAAUAUCAGCUGUAUUUUCCCCGGCACAGUACAUGGGGGAAAAGCAAAUCUCCGGGGUUGACUGCUUUGUCUUGAAAUUGUCAGCUGAUCAAACGGACCUAACUGAACGAAGUGAUAGCACAGCAGAGAUGAUCAAACAUGUAAUAUUUGGCUACUUCAGCCAAAGAAAUGGGCUGCUUGUGUACUUAGAGGACUCUUACUUAACCAGGAUCCAGUCACCUGGAGCCUACCCUACCUACUGGGAGACCACAAUGUCAACGAAAAUUGAGGACUAUCGAACGGUGGAGGGCGUGAUGAUCGCGCACGCCGGUCAGACGAAUGUGAUCAUCACACGGUUCGGGGACAAUCUAAAGACGGGGGCGGCGAUCACGCGGUUGGAAGAAACAUGGACCAUUGAUGAUCUUGCAUUCAACGUCCCUGGCUUGUCCAUGGAUUGCUUCAUUCCUCCUAAAGAAGUACAGAAAGAUUACCCUAAGAACAACUUUGAUUGGAGAUCACCGUUGCAUUGA
Messenger RNA from Prunus armeniaca (apricot), 1104 nucleotides. NCBI's taxonomy places the organism in Eukaryota, Viridiplantae, Streptophyta, Magnoliopsida, Rosales, Rosaceae. The record is from the annotation of a GenBank genome assembly.